Messenger RNA from Saccharomyces eubayanus, 1206 nucleotides. RefSeq names its product Pex25p (gene PEX25). Bases 1 to 1206 code for a protein of 401 amino acids. The transcript has a single exon. Gene Ontology annotation, biological process: regulation of peroxisome size; peroxisome fission. The record is from RefSeq and is a predicted model, not a curated record. Lineage: Eukaryota; Fungi; Ascomycota; Saccharomycetes; Saccharomycetales; Saccharomycetaceae. Gene Ontology annotation, cellular component: peroxisomal membrane.
AUGAGUCAGUUCGGUACAGAUAUCGUUUCCGGUUCAGAAACACCACCUUAUUCGGGGGGCAGCUAUGAAGACGCUAAAGACGAUAAUGCCAACGCUCACUCACCAUACGUUGGCGCAGGGAAAUCCGGCGACGGUAGCGGUGUAAGUGGGGCCAGUGCACAUGGCGGCUGCUCGAGAGGCAGCAGCGGUGACGAUGAUGAUUAUGAUGACUCCGGCGCUAAGACGAAAAUGGUGGAUAACAUUACCAUUUUGAAAUAUUUGUUGGAUUCGCUGUCUGGUAGAGACAAGUUUGCUAAAAUUAUCAAAUAUGCCUUGGACAUACUGAAACUGUUCAUUGAAAAGUCCAAGAAAAACCUAACUGUUCUAGACCCUUCCGUGUUGACCUACUAUACCAAAAUCCUAAAGAAUUUGACUAUAAAGGUCGCUCUAAGGCAUCCCAUCACAGUGAUUAAGGUUAUGCUUUUGUCUGUUCUGAAAAAUUUUGAUAAGAAAAUUGACUUCAUCAGCCAACAAUUAAGCACGUUUAGAUACAUCCUAAGAUUCGGCGGGACCCCAUUCAGGUUGGUUAGCUUGUUGGGGAAGCUCAACAGGACUAGGAAAUGCAACUUCCAAGUCGACCAAAUCAAGAAAAUAUGGUUUAAUGAAGCCUCACUCAGAGAGUUUUUGGAUUUGUACUACGGAAUCUUUGAUGAACUAGACCUCCUGUACAAGUUGAAAAUUUGGUCGAACAAAUCUUUCUAUUCCUUUGUCAGUAGACAAGAGUCGCUCUCAUGGCAGUACGAUAUCCUGCUCAGCUUGAAGGAUAACUGGCUCAACCUGCAAAACUUACAAAGAAAACAAAUGGAAUUGGAGGUCCAACUAAAAGUACAAAAUAACGCCCUACUACUAUCGCCCAUAAUUAUGCACAAGGCCCGUGACGAUGCCUCCCAAUCGCCAAUUAGAAAGCAACUGUUGAGCGACCUAAACGCAGACAACAAGCCAGAACUGCUAAUACGCAAGCAACUGAAGGCCAUCAAGGACGAAAAAACCCUUUUGUAUCUAGACAUCACAAGACUCUCUUUCGACUGUAUGGCCAAUACGUCUGACAUUCUGAAUUUGAAAACUCCAAAGGGGACGUACGCAGUUUUGUCUCUAGGGUCCGGCUUAACUGGACUGGUCAAACUUUGGAUAACGGCAAAGAGGAAGCUUUGUUCCUCAAACGAUUAA